CCGGCCGAUAGGCACAGCCCUCUGCUAGCCUUGCAGCAUGGGGACCCUGCCAGUAUCUGGCUGGGCCCCCAGAUGCGGCCUGAGAUUUUAUUUAUCGCCACCGCCCGCCUGGUGCCACAGGACCAUCUCUCUCUCCUCUCCAUUGUCGUUCUUCUGCAUUUUUAUUCCCUCGCUGAUUUUUCGAGUCUGCCGCAAUCCACGCUCCCAGCUGCAGUCGCCGCCCCCCCUCUCCACCGCGACUCGCGUCAUCCCAGCCCCGCCAACGUGGGGAACGAGAACCGAGGGUCAAGGAAGCAACUACGAGAAAGAAACAACAUCAUCAACAGACACAAUGGCCAACUUCGGGCGAUUUGUGUGCGUGCUGCUGCCGUUCCUGCUGACGCUGGCAUCGUUGAUUGCGAUGCUGCUCGCGGGCCUGGCGGGCAUCUCCGACAAGGGCUUGUUCAUGUUCGAGAUCAACACGACCAACCUCUCGAUAUCGCCGGACCAGGUGUCGCACAUCCUCGACGGCUCGGGCUUCAACCUCAACAUCCCGAAGGUGUCGGACAUCAACAUUGGCAAGCGGCAGGCGCAGCAGACGAACAACAUCACGUCUAAGGACCUCGGCCUGUACAACAUCUACGACGUCAACAUCUGGAACUACUGCUACACGGCGCAGAACGGCACGCGCGACUGCACCAAGCCGGCCUUCAACUGGGCUGAGUCAGCGCUCAACUCAACGACGGACAACUUCCACAGCCUGAUCACGCCGACUGGUGUCAACGUGACGCUGCCCAAGGAAAUGUCGGACGCGAUCAAGUCCUUCGCCACCGUCUCCAAGUGGACCCAGAUCGUCUUCGUCAUCGCCUACAUCGCGCUCGGCGUCGAGCUCUUCUUCGGCCUCUUCGCCAGCUGCAGCCGCAUCUUCUCGUGCCUGACCUGGGUGAUCGCGCUGGUGACGGGCGUCAUCGCCGGCGCGGCGGCGGGCCUGGCCACGGCGACGUCGGUCAUCGUCGUCGGCGCCCUCGAGGCCUCGGGUAAGCCCUACGGCCUCUCAAGCCACUUGAACGGGCGCUUCCUGGCCGUGGUCUGGAUCGGCGAGGCCUUCGCCAUCGCCGCCGCCCUGUUCUGGAUGUUCACCAUCUGCUGCUGCGCGCCCGACCACGGCUCGUGGCGCCGCAGCCGCAGCCGCGGCGGGCCCGAGGCCGAGAAGUUCAUGCCGGGUCCCUCCGCGGGCUACGAGCGCCUGAGCGACCCCCACGGCAGCUACUCGGGCGCCGGCUACGCCCGCCAGUCGUACGGCCCCGCCUCGCAGCACGCGGGCGCCUACGAGCCCUACUCGCACACUCGUGUGUAAAAUUGACUAUGGCUAUGAGCGAUGAUGAGUGGAUCUCGGAGAGACAGAGACAAAAAGAUGGCGUGAUGGGUUGGGCCACGGGUCGUCUGGAAGAAGCAAAUCAGGGCGUCUCCUUGGUUUGACUAUUUAUUUCUCUUGUUGAUUUGGUGCCGUUCUCGUUUUCCUUCUCCUGCAUCAGUUCGGCGUUGGGGAGGUUUUCUUUUGGCUCCCGGAUUUCGGAAGACGGG
Thermothielavioides terrestris NRRL 8126 is the source of this 1563-nucleotide messenger RNA. RefSeq lists its product as uncharacterized. The record is from RefSeq and is a predicted model, not a curated record. Lineage: Eukaryota; Fungi; Ascomycota; Sordariomycetes; Sordariales; Chaetomiaceae. Gene Ontology annotation, biological process: fungal-type cell wall organization. The transcript has a single exon. Gene Ontology annotation, cellular component: cell cortex of cell tip; plasma membrane. The coding region runs from base 332 to 1336 and encodes 334 amino acids.